GCUCCGAAAAGUUUGGCGGAAACCCACGUGGUCAUUGUUUAGUGUCAAAGUGUGAGAGUGAAAAGGGAAAAUCCAAGUUUUUGGGGAUUUGAUUUUGUUUUGAGGGUUUGGGGAGGUGUGGAGGAGUGUUUGGAGUGGUUGUUGAUCAGCCUCUGGGGAUUACUAACGAAGCCAAUCUCUAUUUAUUUUCUAACUAAUUGAAUUGAACAAAAAAUAUGAAUAAAAGAAAAUUGGAAGACGAGGAAGAGUCGAAAGAGGACAAGAGGACAGUUCUGUCUCGGCUGAAAUCAGACACAGGAGAGGAGCUACCAGGAGGCCUUCUAGAUCUUCCCCUGGACGUGGGGGUCGACAAGCUCCAGCUGAUCUGCAACGCACUGUUGGGUCAGGAUGACCCAGUUCCCCUCGCAUUCUUCGUUAACGACGUGGAAGUCACUGGGACUCUUGGAGAGAACCUGGGGAAAAACUUCUCUACAAGUGAGAACGUCGUCGACAUUAUUUACCAGCCACAAGCUGUCUUCAAGGUCAGGGCUGUGACCAGGUGUACAGGAUCCAUCGAGGGUCACAAGGAGGCAGUCAUCUCCGUCGCCUUUUCCCCAGACGGACGGCACUUAGCGAGUGGUUCUGGUGACACAACAGUCAGAUUCUGGGACAUCAACACCCAGACACCUCACUUCACCUGCACAGGACACAAGCACUGGGUCCUCUGCAUCUCGUGGUCCCCCUGUGGCACGAAACUCGUGUCAGCCUGCAAGAAUGGCUCUAUAAUCCAGUGGGACCCCCUGACGGGCUCCCAGAUUGGCAAGACCAUGACUGGACACAAAAUGUGGGUGACGUCCAUCAGCUGGGAGCCUUACCACAGGAGUAAGGAGUGCAGGUACCUCGUGAGUGCCUCCAAGGACUCGGAUCUGAGGAUCUGGGACACGAAAUUGUGCCAGACUACGAGGGUCUUGGCCGGACACACGAAGAGUGUCACGUGUGUCAGGUGGGGUGGGAGAGGCCUCAUCUACUCCGGCUCACAGGACAGGAGCAUCAGAGUCUGGAGGGCAGAAGACGGGAUCCUCUGCAGGAUUCUACAAGGUCACGCCCACUGGGUGAACACGCUAGCCCUGAACGUGGACUACGUCCUGAGGACCGGUCCCUUCGACCUCACAGCCCCCUCAGAGGACCCCGAGGCUCUGGCCCUGAGGCGGUACGAGGCAGUGGGAGAGGAGCGCCUAGUCUCAGGCUCCGACGACUUCACCCUCUUCCUCUGGGCCCCAGAGAAGGAGAAAAAGCCCAUCGCCAGGAUGACGGGUCAUCAACAGCUGAUAAAUGAUGUCAAGUUCUCCCCGGACGGCAGAGUAAUCGCCUCAGCGUCAUUCGACAAAUCCAUCAAGUUGUGGGAGGCCUCCAACGGAAGAUUCAUAACAUCACUGAGAGGACAUGUCCAGGCGGUCUACUCCAUCGCCUGGAGUGCAGACUCCAGACUCCUCGUUUCAGGCUCCUCGGACUCAACUCUCAAAGUCUGGAGCAUGAAAACGAAAAAACUUGCGGAGGACUUGCCGGGACACGCUGACGAGGUCUACGCGGUUGACUGGUCCCCAGACGGCCUCAGGGUGGCUUCUGGAGGGAAGGAUAAGGUCCUGCGACUGUGGCAGAACUGAUUGCCGUUUUUUUUUUUGAAGA
Molecule: messenger RNA, 1665 nt
Organism: Diachasma alloeum
Lineage: Eukaryota; Metazoa; Arthropoda; Insecta; Hymenoptera; Braconidae
Gene: Nle
Product: notchless protein homolog 1
Exons: 4
Coding region: 216-1643 (475 amino acids)
Biological process (GO): ribosomal large subunit assembly; Notch signaling pathway
Cellular component (GO): nucleolus
Molecular function (GO): protein binding
Source: RefSeq, a predicted model, not a curated record